Molecule: messenger RNA, 3564 nt
Organism: Fusarium vanettenii 77-13-4
Lineage: Eukaryota; Fungi; Ascomycota; Sordariomycetes; Hypocreales; Nectriaceae
Exons: 2
Coding region: 1-3042 (1013 amino acids)
Cellular component (GO): nucleus
Molecular function (GO): chromatin binding; ATP-dependent chromatin remodeler activity; DNA binding
Source: RefSeq, a predicted model, not a curated record
AUGGCGCGAAGCUCCUCGCCGUUACCAAUUAGGCAUUCAAACGCCGUACCACGAACGCCCUCGCUCGCUCGCAACACGAUACUCAUCGACGAUGCCGACGAACUAGGAGCAGAAACCAUUCCUUGCUCACCCUCCGCCUUUCUUCGCGAUCGUGAAACAACACAACCAACUCAGAUUCUUCAAAAGCCCAUGCUUGCAUCUUUGAGAUCGUCUUCUCCUGCAAGCAGCAUCAUUGAAGUCCCUGCGUCCUCGCCUUUUCAACAACCCAAAAAGUCCACGCCCCUAGCAACCACACGACUCGCCCCUGUCGGCACGAUAUUCCGUCCGCCCCAGCGGCCAACUACCACCAUGCCCAACAAGCGUCCAGCAAUGGACCCCAUCAACCUCAUCUCUGACGACGAAGAUGACCUCACUCCUCCCCGUGGAGACAUUCGGCCGACGACGUUUAAGGCGCAGAUCUCGGCCUUUGCAUACGACCCUGAGGCGGAUGAGAGACAGGUUAGAAGCAGGCUCCGUCAAAUCUUUGACGUUUUCGGGGACAGAGUGCCCUCAGAAAAGGCCAGAAGUGCGCUGAAGGCAUGCCACAACGAUAUCGACGACACAAUCCUUCUCCUGGAGCGACAAAUGUCACAGCAACGACAAAAGCCUGCGCUCAAGCCCAAGAGACGUCUUAUCAGUAAGGGUGCUCUACAGUCAGUUGCUAUUAGUAGCCGAGAUACAUCCCGUUCUCAAUCUCGCACGGCAUCUCCAAGCCCUCAGAAACCUCGACGACGAUUGAUACAAGGUCGACGAAAUCCGCCCGAGCCCUCCUCCCAAGUUUCUCUUCCUGAACUUCCCUCGAGCGACGAUCCACUGGUUAUCAACCUCGUUGACGAUGACAAGGAGGAUACAUACCAGGCAGAGGCUUCACCAGAGCCGACCGACGACGCUGAUGACAAGGUGCUAAACUACAUCAACACGAGCACAAUUCAAGAAUUGGCGGCCAUGACGGGCAUGAAGGAGUCUCAGCUCGAGUGCAUGAUUGAGAAGCGGCCAUUCGACGAUCUUGACAAGGCCAGAAGGGUAACUAUUGGAAAGAAGCCAGGUGCUCGGAAGGCAUCCAAGAUCAGCAUUGGUGAUAGCGUCGUCGACGCCGUUGGAGUCUUCCUCGACGCAGUUUCCGCAAUUGACCAGGUCGUUGCCAAGUGCGAGGCCGAUGCCAAAGCUAUCAAGGGUCAGGUCGACACAUGGGAUGUCGACACUUUUGGUCAUGACAAGCGGGCACGACGUCAGACCUCGGAAGAGAAUCUUCCUCCCACCCCGACAAGUUUCAGCACUGUCAAGUAUGUUCGUCCUCCCAUCCCUCGUCAGCCUCGCUUCAUGGAUGGACACUGUGAGAUGAAGCCAUUCCAGCUUGUCGGUCUCAACUGGAUGUCUCUACUAUACAACUUCAACAUUGGGUGUAUCCUGGCCGACGAGAUGGGUCUGGGCAAGACCUGCCAGGUCAUCUCACUCAUCUGCCACCUGGUCGAGAAGUACAACGACAACCCCAGCCGGAAGCGACCUUGGCCGAACCUCAUCGUCGUUCCUCCUAGCACAUACAACAACUGGCUUGCCGAAUUUGAAAGGUUCGCUCCUGAUCUGUCAGUAAUCGGAUAUCGAGGCUCUCAGACCGAGCGAGCUGAGAUCGCCUACGAGGUUGAACAAGAGCCAGAGGCGUUCCACGUCGUCCUUGCGACCUACUCUCAGAUUAACAACAUUGCCGAUAUCGAGGCCAUGCAGUCAUUCGAACUCAACGCUGCCAUCUUCGAUGAGGGUCACAAGAUGAAGAAUCCCGAGACCAAGAUCUACAAGGACCUCCGCCGCAUCACUGCGCAAUGGAAGAUGCUGCUUACAGGAACUCCUGUUCAAAAUAACCUCUUGGAGAUGACAUCUCUACUCAACUUCAUCAACCCCGAAAUGUUCAACAGCUGUAUGGAGCAUAUUCAGUACAUCUUCAGUCAAAAGGUCACCAUCAGGGACGUCUCGAACGGCGCUUUCCUAUACAGCGAGCGUGUCAAGCGAGCCCGCACCAUCCUGGAACCCUUCAUUCUCCAGCGUCGCAAGGAUCAAGUCCUGUCGGAUAUGCCUCCAAAGAUCUGCAAUGUCGUCCAUUGCGAGAUGAGCGAGAAUCAGAAAGCAGUCUAUGCCGAGUACGAGGAGGUGUUCCGACAAGAGCCAUCUCAACGUGCCAAGAAGGCUCGUGGUCGUCAAAACGACCUGAACAACGUCUGGAUCCAGCUUCGCAAGGCUGCGCUGCACCCUCUCCUAUUCAGACGCCACUUUGAUGACGCCAAGGUGGGGAAGAUGGCUCAGAUCCUGAUGGACCAUGUGUCGCAGGAUGAGCUACACCAGCCCGAUAUCAAGCACCUUAUCCAAGAGCUCAAGAACGCUUCCGACUUUGAGCUACACCUUUGGUGUCGUGACUAUCCCAAGCUUCUCGGACGAUUUGAUGUUCCUGAGGAAACCGAGAUGGACAGUGGCAAGGUCAAGAAGCUGCUUGAGCUGAUCCAACAGUACCAAGAGAAUGGGGACCGGGUCUUGGUGUUUAGCAAGUUCUCGCGCGUCAUUGAGCUCCUGCAGGAAGUCCUCUCUCUGAAGGGAAUCCAGCACCGCAUCUUGAUGGGCAACACCAACGUCUCUGAGCGUCAGACUCUCAUCGACGAAUUCAACGAUGACCCCGAGAUCCCAGUGUUCCUCCUCACCACUGGAGCCGGUGGCACAGGCAUCAAUCUCACAGCCGCCAACAAGGUCAUCAUCUUUGACCAGUCAGACAACCCUCAGGAUGACAUCCAAGCCGAGAACCGAGCCCAUCGUCUCGGUCAGAAGCGCGACGUCGAGAUCAUCCGACUCAUCGCAUCGCACACUAUCGAAGAGCUUAUUUACAAGGCCUGCCAGAAGAAGAUUGAGCUCGCCAACAAGGUCACAGGCGCUGUCGAAGACGAAGAUGCUGCCGUGGCCGAGCAGAACCUUGAGACUGAGGUUCGCAAGAUGCUCAUGGAGGAGCAGAUGACGCCGCCAUAGGACGAGGCGUCGGAUCCCUUCUAAUCAAGUCUCAUCGAACGACGAGGCAUUGCGUCUUACACCUUCAAUGUCGUUUUUCUCACAUUUCUUCAUGAUUCACACAUUGUCAGAAACAUUUAUAUUUCUCUGCACGGCAUAGCAGAGCGGUUGGCUGUGUCAAAUUCCAUCAACUUGCAUCCCAAGACCCUUGGACGGUUUUUAUUCCCCGUCUUUUAUUAUCAUGACCAGUGUCGUCUUCCUGAGUCGGUCUCCCGCCCGAGUCUCGUCUCAAAACUCAUCUGCAUCGGAAAAGUCUACAGGGUCUUGCGCGUAGCAUGGAAGGGGGAAAACACUUUGUAUGGAUGUUGGUUUGUCUUUUUUUUUCUCAAUGAACAUACACGGAUAGGCGAGGGGGGGCAAUGGACAGGGGACAGGAAUGGUUAUGAUUUGCUAUAGGUAUUUUUUCUCAACUUUUUGGAGCCCAUGGUUUUAUAGAAGAUACAUUAGGGAAACUGAGCACGAAGCAUCAAAAUCAGUUUUAUC